This is a messenger RNA of Penicillium maclennaniae, 258 nucleotides long. RefSeq lists its product as uncharacterized. The transcript has a single exon. The record is from RefSeq and is a predicted model, not a curated record. Gene Ontology annotation, molecular function: catalytic activity. NCBI's taxonomy places the organism in Eukaryota, Fungi, Ascomycota, Eurotiomycetes, Eurotiales, Aspergillaceae. Gene Ontology annotation, biological process: nucleoside metabolic process. The coding region runs from base 1 to 258 and encodes 85 amino acids.
AUGGUCGGAGUGGGAGGGGGGGUGCCUACCAAGAAUGUUGAUAUCCGUCUAGGCGAUGUAGUCGUUAGCACGCCUACGGGAACAUUUGGCGGUGUGGUCCAGUACGACUAUGGGAAAAUGUGUCAGCAGGGCUACUUCCAGCGCGCGGGCUCACUCAAUAAACCCCACGAGUCUCUGCUGGCUGCUGUCUCCCAGAUACGCUGCGACUAUAUGCUGCAGGAGUUGCUGCUUGGCAAGAUAAUGUUCAGUGUUUUGUAG